CCUUAACAACCCAAUUAUGAAUAAAGCCGUAAUUUUUCUCGAAUCCGCUACCAAGAAAAAAACUAUUGGAACUUUUCUCGGAAGUAAUUACGUAAUAUUUGCCACCGGCGGACACUUAACCGAACUAGCCAAGAAAGGUUAUUAUAAUUUGGGGAUUGAGUUAGAGAAAUUUACUCCGACUUACGAAGUAAUUACUGAGAAAAAAAAAAUGAUUGAGUUUUGGAGGAAUUUUUUACAGCAAGAAAAAAUUAGCCUUAUUUACCUAGCCACCGACCCGGACCGGGAAGGCGAAGCUAUUGCCCAAGAAGUCGUAAAAACUUUAAAAUUAGCCACUAACCAACACCAGCGGUUAUUUUUUUACGAAAUAACUCCGCGGAGUAUUAAGGAAGCUUUGGCUAAUCCGUUAAUGAUUAACGAAAAUUUGGUGGCAGCCCAGGCUUCGCGACAAGUGCUUGACCGCAUAAUCGGUUUUUGUCUUAGCACGGCUUUACAAAAAAAGACGGAAAAGGACAAAACUCAGGCUCUUUCGGCCGGCCGGGUCCAGUCAGUAGCCUUAAAAUUAAUUAUUGAGCGGGAAUUAGCCAUUCGCAACCAUGAGAAAAAGAAAGAAUAUAUUAUUUGUGGUCUUUGCUCGGUUGAGAAGGAAAAAAUAACUCUCAAACAA
Messenger RNA from Racocetra persica, 664 nucleotides. The record is from the annotation of a GenBank genome assembly. NCBI's taxonomy places the organism in Eukaryota, Fungi, Glomeromycota, Glomeromycetes, Diversisporales, Gigasporaceae.